CAGAAACACCCCGUCCCCCCUCCGGUCCCAACUAAUCAGCCCUCUUUCCUCUCCUCUUGGCGUUGUCGUCGCGGCGGUGAGGCGACCAGGUGAGGCUAGCUCCACAAGUACCAACGCCUCUUUCCUUCUCCGUUCCCCCGGCCCGGUUGCCUCACGCCACCGUCGAGCCUCUCCGCCAAGCACGCAAGCCUCCUCCUGCCAAGGCGGAGAGUGCCACCUGGAAGGAAUUCUUCUUGUUUCGCGGUGUUCCUCGUCCUCGUGCUCCCCUCUGCUGGAGCGGCUGCUCCGGCGUGGAGUGGGGAUCACACAUUCGGGACUUGUUGAUGUCAUCAUCACGAUGAAGAUUUUGUGGUAAAGAGGGCAAGCUCAGCUCCCUGUUAAGUGUCGAAAGUGUAUCGUCUUCCAGUAUAUACCUCUUUCCCACAAGGUUGUACUAGAAAAUAUGUCGACACAGGCCUCUAACCGGUCGUACAGAUAUCCAGACAAUUCCCAAAUACCAUACUACAAUGGCAAUUUAAUGCAUGUUGGGGGCAAUGGUGCUUACUAUAUGCAACAAAAUAAUGAUGAUACUCGGUACAUGUCCUCUGAUGAUGGAUCACAGACUAGUAAUUCUAGGGCUCAAGGGGCUCAAGCACAGUACUGCACCCUAGACUCGUCCUUAGCCAAUUGUGUUUAUCCUGCACAUAGCUCUACUUCUUCUCAGAGCAUAAGUGGGAGCCCUCUGUCUCAGCAUGAGAGUCACUCUGAUCAUGCAUAUGGUUCCUCUCCAAGUGCGUCAUGCAUUACUCGGGUUCCCAGUUUGACACUCAAGGAUCUAGAAAAUGUGAUGCUUGGACCUGAUUCUGACAUAGUUAGCCCUGACAGCUCCUUACUAUCUGGUACUGCUUUGCAUGAAAACAACUGGAGAGAACUUCUGGGAAUUAAUACUGGGGAUUUGAGGCAGGUACUUAUAGCUUGUGGUAAGGCUGUUGACGAGAAUGCUUGUUAUAUGGACACACUGAUGUCUGAGUUACGGCAGAUGGUUUCCGUCUCCGGUGAACCAAUGCAACGCCUGGGAGCCUAUAUGUUGGAAGGCCUAGUUGCGAGGCUUUCUUUCACUGGACAUGCCCUAUAUAAAUCUCUGAAGUGUAAAGAGCCUGUGGCUACAAGUUCUGAGCUCAUGUCCUAUAUGCAUCUUCUUUACGACAUCUGUCCAUUCUUCAAGUUUGGUUACAUGUCUGCCAAUGGUGCGAUAGCUGAGGCUGUUAAGGAUGAAAACUUUAUUCACAUUAUCGAUUUCCAAAUCGCUCAGGGGAGUCAGUGGAUAACUAUGAUACAGGUCCUUGCUGCAAGGCCUGGGAGACAACCAUACCUCAGAAUUACCGGUAUAGAUGACUCAAAUUCUGCUCAUGCCCGAGGUGGUGGACUGGAUAUAGUUGGACAGAGGUUACACAGCAUCGCCCAGUCAUGUGGUCUGUUCUUUGAGUUCAAUGCUGUGCCAGCAGCUAGUCAUGAGGUUAUGCUUGAACAUCUUGGUAUAAGACCUGGGGAGGCUAUCGCUGUCAAUUUCGCUUAUCAGCUGCAUCAUACUCCUGAUGAGAGCGUGGGCAUAGAAAACCACCGUGAUAGGAUAUUGAGGAUGGUCAAGAGCCUCUCUCCUAGGGUGGUAACUCUUGUAGAGCAGGAGGCGAAUACAAACACGGCACCUUUCUUUCUCAGAUACAUGGAGACUCUUGAUUAUUACACAGCCAUGUUUGAGGCAAUAGAUGCUGCUUGCCCCAGGAACGACAAGAAGCGCAUUAGCACAGAGCAGCACUGUGUUGCAAGAGAUAUUGUCAAUUUAAUUGCUUGUGAAGGUGCAGAAAGAGUAGAGAGGCAUGAGCCUUUUGGGAAAUGGAGGGCAAGACUUGUAAUGUCUGGAUUUAGACCAUACCCAUUAAGUUCAGUGGUGAACAGUACCAUCAAAACACUGCUGGAUAGUUACCACAGCUAUUACAGGCUUGAGGAGAGAGAUGGUGUCCUUUAUCUUGGCUGGAAGAACAGAAAGCUGGUUGUAUCUUCUGCCUGGUUCUGACAUUUCCGAUUUUGGAAGAAGCUUGUUUAGGUUCUUUCGUGGCUUUGUGUUCCGCACAUGAAUCCAAGGUGAAACCUUCGUAGCAAGGACUCCAUAAUAAAAAACAAGUUGGUAGCUUCCUUGCUGCUUCUCCUAUGCUCACCAUCAUUUCAGUAUGGUUAUUGUUGAAAUAGUCACCAUGACUCGGUUCCAUCCUUAUAUAAAGGUGCGAUCAGUGGUUUCGCCACCUUCUAAUGGUUUUAAUAUUACAUGUUGGUAGAAUCUGGUAUCAGUAUCCAAAUCUGGAUCGCCAAAAUGGUUUACGUUCCCUUUAGGUUGACCUCUACAAUGCUGUCUAUGAGUCCGAAGCUUAUGCCAGGCCUUGGUAGUAGGCACAAGGAGUGCCAUUAGAUUCUGUAUGUACAACCUGCUGGUGUAUUGUAAUUCUAUACAAUCUGGGUGAUUUACUUCGGUACUA
Phragmites australis (common reed) is the source of this 2510-nucleotide messenger RNA. RefSeq names its product scarecrow-like protein 21. Lineage: Eukaryota; Viridiplantae; Streptophyta; Magnoliopsida; Poales; Poaceae. The transcript is spliced from 3 exons. Gene Ontology annotation, biological process: regulation of DNA-templated transcription. Gene Ontology annotation, molecular function: sequence-specific DNA binding; DNA-binding transcription factor activity. Gene Ontology annotation, cellular component: nucleus. The record is from RefSeq and is a predicted model, not a curated record. Bases 443 to 2053 code for a protein of 536 amino acids.